Trichomycterus rosablanca is the source of this 1323-nucleotide messenger RNA. Its product is annotated as V-set and immunoglobulin domain-containing protein 10-like 2. The record is from RefSeq and is a predicted model, not a curated record. Lineage: Eukaryota; Metazoa; Chordata; Actinopteri; Siluriformes; Trichomycteridae. The transcript has 5 exons. Gene Ontology annotation, biological process: cell-cell adhesion. Gene Ontology annotation, molecular function: cell adhesion molecule binding. The coding region runs from base 1 to 1323 and encodes 440 amino acids. Gene Ontology annotation, cellular component: plasma membrane; cell-cell junction.
AUGAGGUGUGAUCUAAACAAUGGUACAAAUCCUAUCCAGUACUUCUGGGAGCAGGAGGACCAAAGUGGGCUGGUCACCAUACUGGCUGAGAACAACAGCAGUCUGAUCAGCUUCACUCGGGUGAGCCGUAACCACACGGGCUGGUACAGGUGCCUGGUCAGAAAUGAGGUCAAUCAGCAGCUCAGUGAACGUAUCUGGUUAGAUGUCUUGUUUGGACCCGACUCGCCUCAGAUCGACACCACAGCUCACUCAGUAACAGAUCAAGGAUACUCCGUCAUGGAAAAUGGAAACAUCUCCCUCACGUGUCGAGCCCUGUCCAACCCCGCCAGUCGAUACAUCUGGUUCUACAACAACUCAGAGAUUUAUGUUGGAACACGGCUCACCAUCACCAAGAUCCUACGCAGGGACACGGGCAAUUACACCUGCCUGGCACAGAACACAAACCUCAACACGUACCUCAACACGUCUUCCAAGAGAACCGUUACUCUCACUGUCUACUAUCCACCCAAUGUUGCACCAACCUGCUCUAUCCUCCCAAUAAACAACUACACUGACCUGGCUCUCACCUGCUCCUGGGAUGGAGGUUGUCCCCCAGCUACCAUUUAUUGGAGACCAAAUAAGAAUAGAGACCCGGCAGUCUCUAAUAUCACUAAAGUCACUCAGAUUCAGCCAGGACCUGAGACUGCUAACAACUCGUUAUUCAUCUGCUAUGGCUCACAUGUUGCACUCAAUGCUACCCAGAGCUGCAAUGCUAGUUCAUGGCUGCCUUAUGGAGAACCCAGAUGUUCUGCAAAUUCCAGCCAUAAUAAUGAGCACCUAAUGCUGUCCUGCUCCUGGGAGGGAGGUUCUCCUCAGGUUUUGCUUUGGUGGACCUCCAGUUCAGGAGAGAUACAAAGUACACCCGAGGAGAAGUCCGACAUCCUGGUUCUGCACUCAAGUAGCAUUCAUAAUGGCAAAUUCUUUGUAUGCCAUGCCAAGCAUCCACUAACCAGAGAUACCACUCAGUGUGUGGUAACGUUUGAGGCGCCAGUGUUAAUGACCCAGCACAGCAUGGUGUCAGUCUAUGAGGGUAACGAUGUCCAGCUCGCCUGUGUGGUCAGCAAAAGCUACCCCGCUACUACAGAAAUUACCUGGUACAACAACUUCAAGCAGGUGAUCAACGGCACCACGAGGAAGUAUGUUCUUGAACAAGGUGCAGCCUGGUGUAACCUGACCAUUGUGAAAACGGACAGAACGAUGGACAGUGGACAGUACUGGUGUUUUGCUAAUAAUGCUGUUGGAGGAGCAGAGAUUUCUGUUUCAUUGCAGGUGAUGAGUAAGUGA